Planococcus citri (citrus mealybug) is the source of this 4405-nucleotide messenger RNA. It is a transcript of the gene Sur, whose product is annotated as Sulfonylurea receptor. The transcript is spliced from 23 exons. Gene Ontology annotation, cellular component: membrane. Gene Ontology annotation, molecular function: ATP binding; ABC-type transporter activity; ATP hydrolysis activity. The coding region runs from base 7 to 4359 and encodes 1450 amino acids. Lineage: Eukaryota; Metazoa; Arthropoda; Insecta; Hemiptera; Pseudococcidae. Gene Ontology annotation, biological process: transmembrane transport. The record is from RefSeq and is a predicted model, not a curated record.
AGAAAAAUGUCUAAAAUUGCAGAAGUAAAUAAUGAAGCAAACGAGAGAACAAUUUACGCCUAUCAACAUCCAUUCAGCAGGUUUUAUUCAAAAAUAACAUUCUAUUGGUUAACGUCGGUACUGCGUAUCGGAUAUGUUUCAACGUUGGAAACUCCACAUUUUGGACAAUUACCUGACUCUGAAAAAUCCUCAGCUCAAUUCGAAAAACUCGACGAAAUAUUUCAUUCGGAGAAAGCAAAAACAGCGAAAAACGAGUGCAAAGUUAGCUUAUGGAGGUGUUUUGCCAAAGGAUAUUGGAAAACUUUUGUGUUAGGUGGGAUAUUGAAGCUGAUUGGUGAUAUGGCUGGAUUCAUUCCACCGUUGGGUAUUUCUGUGGUGGUUCGUUACAUUGAGAUGAUCCAAACCGCUGAGACCAAGAGCACAAAUGAGUUUCGUUACAUCAAAUGGAAUGAAUUCAUAAAUAAUGGUUACGUUAUGGCUGUGAUAGUAUUUAUAGCUAUAUUGACUCAGGGAACACUAUCUCAAAAUAGUACUCAUAUCAUAAACGUUGAAGGAAUUCGACUGAAGAACGCUUUGCAAGGAUUAAUUUAUCGAAAAUUAUUGAAAAUUCGUAAAAAUGAAAUACAGUGUCAAAACAACAAUUGUGAUAAUAUUGGGUAUAUAACGAAUCUAACAACUGAGGAUUCAUACAAUAUUAUGUCCUGUUUUUGGAUCGGCCAUUAUGUGUGGGCUAUUCCACUGAAGAUAGUAUUGUUGAUUUAUUUACUAUUUCAAGAAAUCGGAAUCAGCGCUGUGAUUGGUUCAGUCGCUUGUAUCAUUUUGAUGUUAUUCUUGCAACUGAUAAUAGGCAAACGGAUGUCAAAGAAUUAUAAAUUGAUUUCGGAAUGGAGUGAUAAGAGAUUGAGAAGGAUAAACGAAGUUCUUCAAGGUAUUCGAUUCAUCAAGCUAUCAUGUUGGGAACAUAUUUUUACAGAGGAGAUAUCAAAUCUGAGGGAAAACGAGUUGAAGUAUUUGAAUACAGAUUCUAUUCAUUGGGCCAAUAUUACAUUCUUGGCAAAUACAUCAUCCAUCAUAAUAGCUGUGGUUACAUUAGUUCUUUAUCAAAUUUUGGAAAAAUCGCCCAUAGCUCUGAGUUCGCUGUUCACAAGCUUAGCUCUAUUUAAUCAAUUGACGGUUCCUCUUUUUAUAUUCCCAGUCAUGGUACCAAUUAUGAUUUCGGCCGUGGUAAGCAUCAAAAGAAUAGAGAAUUUUCUGUCCUUACCUGAAAUGAAAAUUGACAUCGGUCAUGAUCGAGAUGAAAAAAAAUCAAAGGAAAAGUACAAUCAUCAAAAUGAAAGUAUUGAUGAAACAUUCAAGAAAGAUUCGACUGAUGAUACUACAAGAUUAAGGAAAAUCACCGAGAACAGUGAAAACGAGGAUGAAAACAGAAUCAAACGUGAAGACAAUUUUACCAAUGAAAAAUUAGUUUUAAAAAUAUACAAUGGUAUUUGGUUUUGGGGAGAUACGACUAAAUGCUCACUGGAAAUAAAUGAUUUAUCAAUUUAUGCAGGCUCUCUGAACAUUAUCAUCGGUAAAAAAGGUAGCGGAAAAACUUCAUUCUUAUGCGCUUUACUCGAUGAAAUGGUUCAACAAUCAGGAAAAAUCAAAUGGAAGAAAAACUUGAAGUUUGGAUACGUGCCGCAAUCUCCAUGGCUUCUAAACGACACCGUGAAAGAAAACAUAACCUUCGGAUUCCCAUAUCAAGAAAAGCAUUUCGCUAGAAUAAUACAAAUGUGCGCCUUGAAUGCCGAUAUAAAUUUAUUACCGAGUAAUCAACACACGAUUAUAGGAGGUCGCGGAGUCGCAUUAUCUGGAGGACAGAAGCAAAGACUUAUGAUUGCCAGGAUGCUGUAUUCCAAACCGGAUAUAAUAUUAUUGGAUGAUCCAUUUUCAUCUUUAGAUACGAAAGUCAGUAACCAUAUUUUUGAAAACUGCGUCAAAAAAUAUCUCAUCAAGCAAAAUAAAACAGUCAUAAUGACAACGACUCAUAAAAAAUUUCUGCCUUUUGCUGAUCAGAUUAUUGUAAUGGAAAACUGUAAAUUGAAAAUAGCCGGUACGCUAACAAAAAUUGUAAAAGUUGCCUCGGAAGAAAUCCAAGGUUUAGAUGAGCAAAACACCAAGAAAUUAUUAGCUCCUUGUCUAAGCAUAGCUGAAGAAGAAAAACAACACCGCAGCUCUAAAGGGUCAUUAUUUGUUCCUUUGAAAAGAAGACGUAGUACAUUAUCAGGUUCUCGAUAUUUUACCCAUGAUUUACCACUCCCAGUUGACGAUUGUGAAGUGUCCAACACCACUUUAUUACAGAAGAGAAAGCGAUCUAGAGCGGCUACCGUCACUGAGUAUCCGAAUUCUCCAACGUUACACAGGACAGUAUUUAGAGUAUCUUCUCUGCAAACCAAUCAUACGCAACAGUGUUCGAAAAAGAAUAAAAAAAGAAACGAUAUCGACGAUAUGAUUAAUUCAACCAGGCAUCAGUCCACUCAGUCCACGGUAUCCGAUUUCAGUGCUGAUUUUGAAGAUUACAGUGACCAAUUUUUGGAAUCAGCUAAUGAAUUACAUUCUGCAUGGGACAUGAUAAACAGAGAAAGAAAGACGAACAAUAAUAUAAAAAAUUAUAAAAUUUACAUACAGUCUUGUGGAAUAUUUACCGUGGUAUUUUAUUUCAUAUUGACAUUCGGAUGGCAAAUUAUGCGAAUUUUGGCAGAUUUUUGGCUCAGUUACGUUGUUUCAACGUUGAAUCGAAUGGAUUACAAAGAACAAGAAAUACAGUGCUAUUUGUACUUGUACGUGAUGUUUUCAACUAUAGCUCUGACAUUAUCACUUUUUUCAACGGCUGUUGGUCAGUAUGCUGGUUCUAUAUCGAGAAAAUUCCUCCAUCAAAAGAUGCUGACUAAUAUACUGAAAUGUUCCGUUCAAUUCUUCGAUAACACAUCGUUUGGACAAAUAAUUGAUAGAUUUUCCACUGAUGUAGAAAUUAUUGAUAAAAAAAUUUCAACAUCUACACAGCGAUUAAUUCAAUUCCAAUUGUUGUGCCUGUCAGCAAUACUGGUGAACUGCUUUAUCACUCCGUGGUUCAUUAUUUUAGUCAUCCCUAUAACUCUAAUUUAUUAUAUGGUUCAGAGAUUCUAUCGUUGUUCGUACAGAGAACUUCAACAUUUGGAGAAUUUCCUUCGUACUCCGGUAAUUAAUCAUUUUUCUGAAACAUUCAACGGAUUAGAAGUAAUUAGAGCUUUACACCAACAAGGCACCUUCUUGAAGAGCCUAUUCCUGAUGAAUGAUAAACACACGAAUGCGUUCCUAAUACUCAACUCAUCUAAUCGAUGGCUUGGAAUUAUUUUGGAUUACUUGGGCGGUGUGAUUGUAUUCGCAGCAAUGUUAGUAUCGCUGAUUAGUGUUACGAUCAAACCAACUUUGAAAACUUCAACAUUUUUUGGCUUAGCUAUUAAUUAUACCUUACUGAUACCGAUUUAUUUAACGUGGGUGGUGAAAUUCUUGGUGGAUUUGGAAAUUUAUAUGGGAGCUGUUGAACGUAUUCAUCAAUAUGCAAAAAUGCCAGUGGAAAAUUACCUAGAGGAUGCUUCAAGACCAUCCAAUUGGCCUCAAAAAGGCAUAAUUCAAUUUAAAAAUGUAACAUUAAGAUACAAAAGCGAAGGAAAAAGUGUGAUACAAAAUUUAAAUUUAGUCAUUCACUCGGGUCAAAAAGUAGGUAUUUGCGGGCGAACUGGCAGUGGAAAAUCAUCUCUAAUGAUGUCUUUGCUAAAAAUGGUACCAGUCAUUGAAGGAGACAUCAUUCUAGAUGGAGUGAACAUUUCUACAAUACCAUUGCAUCAUUUAAGAUCAAAAGUUUCCAUCGUUCCUCAAGAUAUUAUUUUAUUCAAUGGAACUAUACGACAAAAUUUGGACCUUAAAUGUGAAUUUUCCGACGCCGAGUUAUGGAGGUGUCUAAAACUUGUCAAGAUAAGUGAUACCAUAGCAAGUAUAGGUGGAUUAGAUGCUCACGUACACGAUGGUGGAUCUAAUUUAAGUGCAGGAGAAAAACAGUUGAUUUGUUUAGCCAGAGCUCUUUUACGAGAAUCGUGUUGCUUAAUUUUGGACGAAGCAACGAACGCGUUACAACCAGAGAUAGAAACCGAAUUUCUGAACAUGAUUUUGAAUCUGUUUGAAAAUCGUUCCGUUGUCGUUAUAACGCAUAGAAUAUCCAGUUUACUUUACUUCGACAGAGUUUUGGUAUUGGAUAAUGGAAACUUGGUCGAAGAUGGUUCUCCUAAAGAGUUGAUGAAUAAUGUUGAAAGUCGUUUUUCUAGGAUGGUAAAAAUGUUAUAGAUUCUUAAAAUGGGCUCGUCAAGUUUAAAUAUAAGUUUCAAAGUUA